AUGUCGGUGCUUCUGUCUCAUUUCACUCUGUUUCGCAUCAACAUUCUCGUAUUUGAACACAAGUCUAUUGUAGCAAUGUAUCACACAGUCGAAAUGGCUACUGAAGACGGUUCAGUAGAAGGCAAGGAAAAGGAACAGGAGCAACAAGCGCAAGUUCAGCCUGAGGAAGAACACAAGGGUGCAGGCGAUUCAAUUGUUGGACUUCCGCAAGAACUGCUCCUUCGCCACCCGCUACAGUCAAGAUGGGCUUUGUGGUAUCUCAAGGCCGAUCGAAAUAAGGAAUGGGAGGAUUGUCUUAAAAUGGUAUCGCUGUUCGACACUGUGGAAGAUUUCUGGGCGCUCUAUAAUCAUAUACAGACGGCAAGUGGUCUUAACUGGGGCUCUGAUUAUUACCUGUUCAAAGAGGGCAUCAAGCCAAUGUGGGAAGAUGACAGCAACGUCAAAGGAGGUCGCUGGCUUGUGGUUGUGGAUAAGCAACGUCGGGCUCAGUUAUUGGAUCACUACUGGCUGGAGCUUUUGAUGGCUAUCAUCGGUGAGCAGUUCGAAGAUCUUGGAGAGUACAUCUGCGGAGCUGUGGUGAAUGUGCGACAGAAAGGAGAUAAGGUAUCCCUUUGGACUCGUGAUGCAACUCGCGAUGAUGUGAACACUCGAAUUGGACUUGUACUAAAAGCGAAAUUGGAUAUUCCAGAUUCGGAACCAUUAAGAUAUGAGGUUCACAAAGAUUCUUCCGUCCGUACUUCGUCGAUGGUCAAACCACGCAUCAUGAUUCCGAAUAAGGAAGCUGCUGCAACAGCGGCUCGCUAAAGAUUUUCCAUUCUUGGUCGGGAGGUUUCCAAUUGCUCAUCCUCCUCGCUUUCCAACUUCAAGUAAUUAUGUUCCUUUUCUGUUCAUAUAAUCGCUUCUGUACCCGUGUUAAUGUGCCGACAGGCGCUAUAUUGAAUGGAUGGCUUCUACAUCAUCCUGAAGCACAAGAUUCCGAUCUAUAUACUUAUAAUAAUAAUCAGUAAUACUCUUGUGCACUUUUGGCGUUCGUUGCUGUCUCUCUAUUGGUUGGCAUCCUCUAUCCCUUUCUUUCUCUUCAGUCUUGAUUUCGGAAUACGAUGUCUCAGAGUAGAGCAGAACGUAAGGAAGCCACAUUUUUCCCAGGGUUUGGUUGUUUUUGUUCAUUUAGUUUGCAUGAUUUGUGCGAUUUUGAAGCUCUCCAUCUGCUUGUAGUUAUUUUGAUGAAAUCGUAUCCAAAUUCACUUUAUAUGGCAUCACAUAUAGCCAUAAUAGCUAUUGAUAUGCGGGAUACACCCGGUUUUCUUUCAUUCAUCUCAGAAGCAGUGGAUAUUACUGGUUAAGCUUUCUUCUUAAUAAAUAUGAUUUUUGUU
Messenger RNA from Cylicocyclus nassatus, 1373 nucleotides. NCBI's taxonomy places the organism in Eukaryota, Metazoa, Nematoda, Chromadorea, Rhabditida, Strongylidae. The record is from the annotation of a GenBank genome assembly.